GUAAGACUCCAUUGAUCAUCAAAAUGCACUCCAAUAAAUUUGAUUAAUUAAUUAAUGAAGACUCAAGAAGUGUGUAUUCUGAAGAAUAAACUAAAUAUCCACCUCACACAAAUCCUCAACGAAUAAACACUUGUAACAUACUCUUCCAUCCAUCAUAAUGAUAACAUAUUGCCCAUUGAAGUGCCCUAUUUGAAGGUUUUGUCCAUCCAAUACAUAUUGACAUCAGAUGGCAUACUUGAAAGAGAUGGAAACAUAGUGUAUUUAAGUCCCAACAUACUUGAUGCAUUCGUUAUCAACAACUUAAUCUUCAUUCAGUUGACUGAUUAGUUUCUAUUGCACAAUACCAAUACUCAAGAACAAUACACCAUUUUGAACAAUAUGAAAAUUGACAGCUUUGCUAUUAGUUAUCCAAAAGUGGCUAUUGAAUCCUCAUACUAUUACAUUUUUGAUGACAAGACCAGGAGCUUGAUCAAAGUUGGAAACACAGAAAAAAAUAAAAAAUUUGGAUGCGCAUUUUAUUAGUCCUUCUUGUUUUGUGGUAGGCCAAAUGGUAUUUUAUGGAAAGCUAAAAUGACAGGAGAAGUGUAGUCAUCUUAUAAAUUUGCAGGUCUCAAAUUUAAUUAGAUUAAUAUAGUAAAUAAUUAUAUUUACAACAUAAAUCAAAACACAUGCACCAUCAUUUUCAUCGAUGACAUGUCCAUUCUUACUAAUAUUGAAUUGAUCUCUCAACAGAUCUAUUUUGCUAAAAACAAAUUGCUCUACUUUGAUAAAGAGUAUCUGUACACUCUACAGAUCCUCAACCUAGAAGAUGCCUUUAAUCAAUAUGCUGCUCAAGGAGAUCCAAAAGCCAUUGAACUCUUCAAAACCAAUUCUCUAUUAUAAACCUAUUAAAAUGGAUUAUUACUUUAUAAAUAUAAAUCUAAUGAAAUUGAGGAUAUUUUAUAAAAUUUACAACGAGGUUAAUUUAAAUUUUCAUUUCUAAACAACAAGACUCUCAUACCUAAUAAAUAACAAAUUUAAUUCAAGGAUGAAGUGGCAGUUAAGUAAUCUUGUAAAUGGUUGGCUGUCGAUCCAGUAAUAUCCAACAGGUAAGUUGAUUUAGUCAAUGUCUUAGAUAAGAUUAAUAGCAAAUUAUUUCAAUAUAAGGGAAUGCGCAGACUGAGGAGGUAUUUAAAUGUUCAAUCAUUCAAUAAUUUAAAUUUAUUGCAUAGUUAAAUAAUAAAGAAUAUUGGAGCAUUCAAAAAAUGGGAAUUGUUGAUUAUCUAACAAAAUUUUAAGUAUUGUAGAAAUUUGAAUUUAGAACAUUAAUUUUGUAUUCAAUUAAUCCGAGAAUAGAUAAAAUGGAGAAAUAAACUGUUAGAGGAUAGAAUUUGA
This is a messenger RNA of Paramecium octaurelia, 1374 nucleotides long. The record is from the annotation of a GenBank genome assembly. Lineage: Eukaryota; Ciliophora; Oligohymenophorea; Peniculida; Parameciidae.